Molecule: messenger RNA, 4209 nt
Organism: Amoebophrya sp. A120
Lineage: Eukaryota; Dinophyceae; Syndiniales; Amoebophryaceae
Source: the annotation of a GenBank genome assembly
AGGAAGGUUGGGUCGUGGAAAACGAAGUACUUGUUGUUUGGCCAAAUCUCGUUCAUUGUGACCGCUCGUGGCACAUCGCGCGUAGAGCGCAGCGUAUACCGAAGGAUUGCUUGCGUGUUUAUUUGGAACCUGUCUGUCUCAAGACAAAAUGGGAAAGGACCCUGCAGGUGUGCGGGUGAUGCAGUGGAACUUGCUGGCGACGGGUUUGCACACAGACGGGUUCGUCAAGGGCGAUAUGUUUGAAAGCGUUGCGGAAUUGACGGAGCAUCUGCACUUGACGAAGGACUACAAGGCUCGACUGAUGUCCGCAGGGGUGGAUUUGGAUCUGAUGAAGCCGAUGCAGCAUCUCCUCAACCUAUUCUUGUUUUCAGAUGGCGUGCCACUCACUGAAUUACCAGCGGCGUUACAAUACGGCGCUGAAGGCCUCUCUGACAAGUUUCGCGGCGUCCCAGUGGAGGACUUCUAUGCCUUUAGCGACGUUCCUGCGCGACGGACUGUGUGCGACCAAGCAGCGUUGUAUGAACGAAUGUGGAAGCCCCUGGCGGAUUUUUUCGAGCAGGGAUUGUAUGUCGGGAAAACGCUUCCUUGCUUCAUUUGACUGGAAGACCGCAAUCACAUGCGGGAAACAGGCCCGUAGUGGUCGUUUGCUCUGUAAGUAGUACACACAGGCUCAGCAUGUACAUUAAGUCGAUGCAUGUCACUUUCUUAUUCGUCGCCAACCGGGAAGGGGAGUGCGUCUGCGUAGCGUGUCCCUGGCUUCCAAAGAAGAGCAAAAGCGUUGACACCGAUACUGCAGCCAGUGCGCUGGUGGAAGAAUCGAUCGAGACAAUCUGGAGCAAGUACAUCUCCCCGGAAAAGGCGCUGCACCCGUACGACGUGGUUCGUACAGUGUGCGACUUCUUCCGAGAACGAUUUGCCAAUCAGCAGGAAGCAAUGCCUAACACCGCGGAAUCUAACGCAGAAGCCGGCACCAGCGCACAUCUCGCGGAGGUAAAAGUGGCCGUCCUUCCGGCGCCACAAGGGGAGGAUCCGAGGGAGCUGAGUGGCGCGCUUGCAGACGGAGAUGUGCCACCUAGUAGCACAGAUCCACUUUCGCUGUUGCGGAAAUACCGGCGCGCAUUUGAGCAGCUUCAACCGUCAGCUGAUGCACUGUCAAGUAGCAGCGAAGGUCUACGUGCAGAGUGCGAAGCUCCCCGGGGGCGCAACGCGCAGUUGACACGGCUGGUCGCAGCGUUUGUGCCUGACGUGCUGACACUACAGGAGGUAGCGGUGGAUCAGUACUUUUGCCUCACACGUAUGCAAAACGGAGUCUACUUUCCGCUCUGGGAGCAGGACAGCAGGGACACGGAUGAUAGCAGGUGGCACGAAAAAUGGAGCUGCCUCGUCCACCAGUACGCAAGUACAGGAGCCGCUCGUAUGAACCGGAGCAACGGCGCCACAUCUGCAGACAUCUGCAGUUACUAUACUGAAUCAGAAGGCUCGACUCGCGGAAAACAUACACCAGUGCAUGCCAUAGCUGUAGUUUGCUUCCGCGGGAAGAAUGCAUGAGCUCACUCCUCACAGGGCAGUCUCUUUGUAGCCUUGAAACCUAAGGUUAACACGCGUGAUGAAGUUCUGGCUGAUUUCCCGUUGUACAUUGAAGCAGCGAGAUGUCGGAUGGUUAAACGCGAACCUCUUCGGCAACCACCCGUACCGCGUACGCAAGGUGGGAGUCAGCGUUUGCGGGGUCGCUGUGCUGGUCAAUAGGCACCGAUUUAGACUGCGCUCGGGAAAGGCACUGGGAAGCAGCGACGAGCAACGGUUUGCGUACGCAGCUACGAUAGCUCCUUGUGACGAGCGUGUAACGGACGGAGAUAUCCACGAGGACGCGGCGUUCACGGUCUGUGCUGCACAUCUGAAAUCAGGAAAAGCUGUUGACGAUCGUACGAAGCAAAUCUUCGAUAUAUGUGACAGCCUUGAGGCGUUUGCUAUGCACGGCGACGUCGUCCUUGGCAUGGAUGGCAACUACGGUAUGGGCAGAAGCAGGUGCUGUGAGUCAGUCUCGUUGCGGAAUCUGAAAUGAAAUUCAACCAGGCUUGCGCAACUUACGAUAGCGGCCCGCGAUCUGGUUGUAGGCAGGAAAAAAUAUGACCGCUCUCCUUGGACGAAAUCCGCACAAAGACUGAAUUUUUUUCUGGGUUUCCUUUCAUAUACGACCAGGAGCUCGGUGGAUGCAAUUACGAUAAUGGUAUGUAGUGAGGUCAACGUAUAUUUUUGUUUCGUGCGUUAAUACUCACAAGCACUUUCAUUUCAUGCUGUAGUGUUUCUUGAACAUUGUCAAAUUGUGUUGACUGCAGAUACGGAGGCAGAAUCGGGGGGCUGGGCGCGUCUUCGUUCUCUUGGCUACUGCAACUACCUGGACGAGCUGAGGCAGUCUCAGCGUUAUGGAUCACAGGAAGAGCUCCUGACGGAGCGACUGCAUGCAGUAACGGUAAACAAGAUGCGUGGCAUGUUCUCUGUGCAAGUAGCGAAGUGGGGAUGCUAUUCGUUGCGAAACAUUGACUACCUGAUGCUGCGUUCUCGCCCGGGAGAGGACCAAGGGCUACGAAUGUCGUAUGUUGUUAACGCGCGGGAGCUUCAGGUAUACGACAAGGAAAGCACGCUGAGGCAAAUAUCCGAGGAUACGUCGAUCGAGACCAUCUUGGCGUUAGAUGAUCGUGUUGCGCGACCAUUCAUUCCAAGCAUGAUGCCGAGCGGAUCGAAUCCAUCGGACCACAGACCAGUCGUGGUGCAACUGCAAAGACAGAGUUCGAGCAAUCACAGUGGUUCGUCGCCGUGGUGGUGCUGUACUAACCGUGCGGCCAAGGGGAGGAAAUCCUGACAGGGAGUCCCUGUUCGAUUGUGCGGCGUGGACGAGGUGCAAUGUGACGCUAAUCACACCGGCGACGGCGCAUCUCGCCAUGCGGCGAGAACCGUGGCUAGAUGCGUGGUUCGGAAUAGCGAAGAUAGGUAAGGUGCAAGGUCAGCAAGGAAGAAAUCGUGAUUUGUGUGUGAAAUUUCUGCCAGCUGGAUUUCGUAGGAAGGGAGCAGCCACAUAAAGUUCUGAUGUCUUCGCCCGUAGGAUGAAAGUAAGUAAGUACUUAAGCAUUUCAUACGUAAGUGCAGUUUUCAGUCAGCCCACCAUAAGUGGUUGCAUCGAGGCGUACUAACAUUGAAGUAAUACCUACAUACAGAGAUAUUCCUCGUGUUGGUUCGAGACAGGGAAUGUGGUCGGUUCGUCAUGUUGUUCCUUGGGUGAAACCUAGAAAUGCAAUCUUCACGUGUGAUCGAGCGGGCGAAUGAUCUGCAACAUACGUCAAGGGAAUCUGAAACGUGAGUCAACAUCUUUUUCCAGAGUUGCUGCGAAAAAAACAUUGGGGUAAAAGAGCGAAUUUUUCAAUCAGAGGCAAAGUCAUGCUAAGCCGCCAACUUUGAAGAGCGUCCUCCUCUUGCUAGAUAACGACAAACAAUUUUCCUCAUGAUCAUCUGCCACCUGUUUCAAUCCUGCUUUCUCUUUCCACAAAAUUAGGGAAAUCUUGUUUUUCUUUGGAAAACACAAAAAACUCGUCCAACAUGGCCAAGAUGAUGAAGAUGAUGGCUGCCGCCCCGGCCCCGGUCAUGAAGAAGAUGUCCAUGAAGAAGAUGAUGGCCAUGAAGAAGAAGUAAGUCAUCAACUCCUGCAGGAUAUCACCACAAUGAUUUCCCUAUGCAGAUGAGCGAGAGCUCGCGUGUCGUGGUGGAUCCACGCAUGCUUGAGCGAAUCUCGCCGAAAAUUUGGUCUUCUAUCGUAGGUACGUUCUACGACGCGUAGUCCAAAUAGAAAAAAGCCAUACGGUGCCUGGCGGACGCACCAUGUUGUAUCUCAUUGCGAAAAGUGUUCCUGUUGAACGUAGUUCAGUGCAUCGUAAUCGUCCGUCCAACACACCAUGCGAUUAUUCAUGUCCCGUACGUGUGAGUGGGAUCUACAAACGUUGUUUUACUGCGUAACGUUCGUGAAGUAAAUGUGGAAGAUGAUGUGAUACGUGUUGUACGUUGUAAUUUUGAGGAAACUGUGUCUUGGCUGAGGCGAAAAGAUCAUAAUUGUUAUUGAUGUACACAUGGCAUUACCCCACACUUUUUGCUAUUUCCUCUCCCCCUACUCUCGUGAUUUCUACCCGUAACUUCAAUUUUGGCUGUGCAAUAAUUUUCAUU